AUGGUGCGCGUCGUAGGAAGGAAAGGGGCCUGGAUAGCGUCAUUGGGGAGCUGUUGGGAACGUACCUUUCUGGUGACCGUGCUCAACAACGCAAAUAAGACGAGCUGCUUGGUUAACGAUGGCGGAAGAGCUGCGAGUUGUAUUGUCGAUGGAAACGAGAAAGAUAUGAGGAACCGGUCCGUCACUGCUUAUUUCUCAGUUCUCUCCACAGAUCACUUCCCCAUUCAACAACCAUCAGAUUUAUCGACGACACUGCUGCAUGCUGCACAACAGAUUUCUGUCAUUGCCCAUUCAUUCAUGUCAGCUUUCGGACUUGCCGAGUCCUCCACCGACUCUGGGCAAAUUCAAUUUUUUACUGUACUGCGCUUUCAUGUUCAAGCUGACGUCAACAAUCAUCCUUUGCAGGUCCAUUGA
Molecule: messenger RNA, 414 nt
Organism: Fomitiporia mediterranea MF3/22
Lineage: Eukaryota; Fungi; Basidiomycota; Agaricomycetes; Hymenochaetales; Hymenochaetaceae
Exons: 2
Coding region: 1-414 (137 amino acids)
Source: RefSeq, a predicted model, not a curated record